AAUACGCCAAGGCUGCCGUGGCUGCUGAUGCUGGCAAGUGCUCGGAGAUUGGCCGGGAUAUGUUGGAAAAGGGAGGCACAGCCGUAGACGCUGCGAUAGCAGCAUUUCUGUGCGUUGGUCUUUAUAACUGCCACAGUGCCGGCAUUGGCGGAGGAUUCUUCCUGUUAUUCUACAACGCUAAGGCCGGUACUGUAGAAAUGUUGGAUGCGAGAGAGACAGCGCCACUCGCUGCCUUCGAAAAAAUGUACGAAAAUGAGACAGAAGACGCCUCCACUUCAGGUGGCUUAUCCAUUGCUGUUCCUGGGGAGAUAGCAGGUUACUGGACCGCUCAUCAACGAUACGGUGUGCUACCCUGGACUGAUUUAUUUCAACCUUCGAUCAAGUUGGCUGAGGAGGGAAUAGUGGUUAGCAGUGCGCUCGCUUAUGCAAUUAAAGUCAGAGAGAGCUACAUGAAGAACGAUCCAAGCUUAGGGGAAAUUUUUCUGAACUCAGAAGGGGAGAUUCUCAAGGAAGGAGAUACACUGGUCAAUAUCAAACUGGCGGAAACUUACAAGAAACUAGCAGAGGGUGGAGAGAAUGCUUUCUAUAAAGGAGAUCUUGCCGAUGACAUCGUGGCCGACAUUGCCGAUAGAGGUGGUAUCAUCACAAAGGCAGAUCUGGAAAAUUAUCAAGUAAAACGGAAGGAACCUCUAAUGAUUGAGUUGGAUGGUAUGAAGGUGUACUCGCCUCCCCCACCAGGCAGUGGUGCUGUGUCUUCGCUGAUAUUGAACAUAGUCGAUGGAUAUGGCAUUGGUCCAGAUAGCAUUGCAACCAUUGACGCUGAAAUCUUGACAACUCAUCGUAUGGUAGAGGCUUUCAAGUUCGCGUAUGCAGGUCGAUCGUUUCUUGGAGAUGAAGACUACGUUGAUGUCAAAGAAAUUGUUGCCAACAUGACGUCACAGGCUUAUGCAGACUCCUUACGAGCCGCUAUUGAUGACAACAUGUCUCACGAUCCCUCUUACUAUACUGCUUACUACAAUCAGCCUGAUAGCGGCACAUCCCACCUGUCGGUCGUUGAUACACACGGCAAUGCGGUAGCUGCUACGAGCACCAUUAAUCUUUAUUUUGGAGCCAAAGUUCGUGGCAAUCGUACAGGAAUCCUCUUCAACGACGAGAUGGAUGACUUCUCAAAGCCCGGAGAACCAAACGCUUAUGGCCUCCCACCGUCUGUUUCAAACUUCAUCCGGCCAGGAAAACGACCAAUGUCCUCCAUGACACCCACCAUAGUGGUGGAUCGUGACGGCAAAGUGAAACUCGUGGUUGGUGCAUCAGGAGGCUCACGAAUAACCACCGGUGUGGCGCAGGUAACCGUGGAUACAUUGUGGUAUGGUGACAGCAUAAAAGAUGCGAUCCAACGCAGGCGUUUUCAUCAUCAGUUAGUUCCCAAUAAUGUCACCUAUGAAGCAGGUUUUAAUCAGGACGUUAUUGAUGGUUUGAAAGCAAAAGGCCACUAUCCUUACGAGUCUACUGGUAACUGCGUAGUGCAAGGAAUACUGCGAGACGCACAGGGUUUCUGGAGCGCUUACAGUGACGACCGGAAAGGAGGCCAUCCAGCUGGCAUUUAAAAUGUUGAUAUGCGGUGCUAAGCACAGCGAGACGAUGGCAUAGCAACUAUUUCAUGUCAGUGUUUGAUAAUUUGUAUGUGAUCCCAAGUCACUCAGAUUUUCGUCAUAAUGAACUUAGGCAUGGCCACAUCGCAUCAAAGGGAAAGUUAAUCCACGCUGAAUAGAGGGUUUAGGGGCCUAUUCUAUGGUUUAAACAAAUAAAAUUUCAAUGUCACGCUGUUGUUGGCACGGUAAAGCAGCUUUUGAAACAAACGGCGAACGAUAAACUUGGAAAGUUGUUUUUUAAACAGAUGACGUUUUGAAACUCGUAGAUGAUACAGGGUGAGGAUUUAUUCCAAUAACACAUUGAGUAAAUUCAGAAUUUAUUAAUAGAUUCACAAAAACAAAUACAUGUAACGAAAGUUUCACAUUUGUUGAUUAGAACGAAUAUUUUCUUGGAAAUAUUUUCUUAGUAUUGCACUUGCAAUCAUUAUUAAUUAACAAUUGUUGACCACUGUGGUGUGGGAUAUGACGUUUCGAACACCUUCGGGCACGCAUAGCGGGGCGCUAUGUGUCCAUCGGGUGUUCAAAAAUGUCAUAUUUCACAACACAGCGUUUAACAGUUGUUAAAUUUCGCCCUGUCAUGUGAUCGUUCUGAGUCAAUAAACGGACAGCAUCCAAGACAGAGGUAUGACAAUGUAAAUUGUUGCACAUUAUAUCCUAUAUAGGCCUAUUAGCAGUAUAUUGCUUAACUGACCGUUUCGAAAGUUGUGAAUCUUUUUUCAGCGAAGUGAUAUGUUAACCUAGGGAGGCUAGUCCUGUUGUUUGCGAGUUCACCAUGAAAGUAAUCUUUUUAAAAAGAUAUUUUGGCACGUAAUAGCCAGUGGUGAAGAAGGUCCUAAGUUUUGAACAGUAGUGCUGUCAAGUUCGUCUUUAUGAACUGUUCCUUGAAAAGGAAUCCGCCCAUAAUUUUUUCUGUUCUGUUUUCCAGCUGAGAGUGACAGCGAAAUGCAACAGAAACUCCUCGAAAUCGAAUGUUACCUCAUACUUUGUUGUUUUAACAAAUGUCUUCUUGUCCGAAGUGCCUCUUUUCACAAGUGCCUUUUACUGAUGUCAUGCCGAUGUAACUACUUAUGCCUCCUGCAAAAGUGCCGCCUGUUGUCUAACACUGUCCUCCUUGGGUACAUAUUUAAGUCCACACCCAAAAUACGACCUUUCUGUGACACUGUUGGGGAUAAUAUGUAUGUCGGAGGAGCGAUUACUCCAUUUUGUGUCCUACUGUCUGGACUUUUGUUGCAGUCCUCUUUACGGACUUGUAUCACCGAGAUAGGCAUAGUAGAGAGUGUGAAAACUCUGGAGUCCGAUUGGUGACCUCUAACGUGAUCUUAUUCAGCACAUCCUUGAUGAGCUGCACUGGCGAGCAGUUCGACAACAUAUUCACCGAAAGCUUGCUCUUUUGGCGUUCAAGGUAGUCCGUAAUAGAUGAUGGCACCAACACACAUCUCUGGACGUUUACAGGGCCAUAAACCCAAUCGUGCACGAUGCUCAUUUUAUCACCUUCUCGGUCAAUCCAGUCUAAGUAGGACCAUCUUCUAUGGCGACGAUUUUUUGCGGAAUUGUCAAUGAUACAGCACACUUUACCUGUAAACAUUCGAUACACAGGUUUUAAUCUUUCUACGAAAGCUUAAAGACCCAUCUUUUUAAACCAAUAUUUGAAAAUACAGCAUGACACUGUCAGUUUAGUAUAUUUAUUUUGGCGAAAUAUCUUGUGGCCGUCGGUUGGUCGGUCAGCUCAGGCGGCCUGUAGGUCUUUUAGUCAGCGGCUCUUUUCUCCGUUUUGGCUGUUGAACGUUCUAUCUGUCUUUCUCUCCGUUUGUCAGAUUUCACUUUACAAGUUAUACUUUUAAGGGUGUUGGGUAGGUUGAAUAUAAUAAUUAUUACUAUUCUGGCGUUUUUUCUGAAAGUAUGAUUUGGAUGUAGUUAGUAUAUUAAUUUAAAGCAAUGAUUUUGUAAUCAUAUCCGGCUUGCAAAUUUAACCUUCUUUUACAUUACGUUGCAUAUAUAUGUAAACUUUUUUGUGUAAAGAGCCUUGUGAUUUAAUAAAUUAAUAUAACGCGAUAUAAACUGACUUUUCUGGGUCUUAAUUUUAACCCUUCAUUCGGGUGCACAGCCUUUGAUCGAUUCACCAUCAGGCACAGUUUUGUCAUUCAUGCAGUCGGCAGUAGCGUUGGAUUCUGCACGCUCUCGUCACUGGAUUUGACUGUGUAUUAUUGCAGAUAGUCAUACCAAUUAGAAAACAUUGUUAUUGUUGUUAUUGACCACACAAAUGAUGAUCACUGAUCUUAAUAUUUUUGUUACAUGGAUAUAAAGUAGGGUCGGAACGCUCACCAACUAUUACGGAAUAUUUCGUUUGGAAAAUAGCAACACUGGAAUUCUACAUGAGAAGUACUGAGCGGUAAGUUUGA
Acanthaster planci (crown-of-thorns starfish) is the source of this 4048-nucleotide messenger RNA. RefSeq names its product glutathione hydrolase 1 proenzyme-like. Gene Ontology annotation, cellular component: plasma membrane. NCBI's taxonomy places the organism in Eukaryota, Metazoa, Echinodermata, Asteroidea, Valvatida, Acanthasteridae. Gene Ontology annotation, biological process: glutathione catabolic process. The record is from RefSeq and is a predicted model, not a curated record. Gene Ontology annotation, molecular function: glutathione gamma-glutamate hydrolase.